AUGCCGCGCAAGGCGAUUGACUCGCGUAUUCCCGCCUUAAUCCGAAAUGGAGUCCAGGAGAAGAAGCGUAGCUUCUUCGUGGUGGUCGGCGACCGCGCCAAGGAUGUAAUCGUGCAUCUCCACUAUAUCAUGUCCAGCGUCGAUGUGAAGCAGAACAAGUCUGUGCUGUGGGCCUACAAGAAGGAUCUGCUGGGCUUUACCAGUCACAGAAAGAAGCGCGAGGCAAAGAUUAAGAGAGAGGUCAAGCACGGUAUUCGGGAACCCAACCAGGAGGAUCCCUUCGAGUUGUUCAUCACCCUCAAUCAAAUCCGCUACGUCUACUACAAGGAAACCGAGAAGAUUCUGGGUAACACCUACGGCAUGUGUAUUUUGCAGGAUUUCGAGGCGAUGACCCCGAACCUUUUGGCGCGCACGGUCGAAACAGUUGAGGGUGGUGGUAUGGUCAUUCUACUACUCAAGAGCAUGAGCAGUCUGAAGCAAUUGUACACUUUGUCCAUGGAUAUUCACUCUCGGUACCGAACAGAGGCUCACGACGAUGUCGUCGCCCGCUUCAAUGAGCGCUUCAUCUUGUCUUUGGGAAGCUGUGAUUCCUGCUUGGUCGUGGAUGACGAAUUGAACGUGCUGCCCAUCUCCGGUGGUAAGAGCGUCAAGCCGCUCCCUCCCCCCGAAUCCACCGAUGAGUCGAGCUCCGGCACAAAGAAAGAAUUGAAGGAAAUUAAGGAAAGCCUGGCUGACGCGAAGCCUAUUGGCCCGCUGGUGAACCUUGCUAAGACUGUGGAUCAAGCGAAGGCACUUUUGACAUUUGCCGAUGCCAUCGCUGAGAAGACACUGAAGAGCACCGUUACUCUGACUGCCGGUCGUGGACGAGGAAAGUCUGCAGCUCUUGGUGUUGCAAUCGCAGCAGCCAUCUCUCACGGAUAUAGCAACGUCUUCAUUACUUCACCAAGCCCCGAGAACUUGAAGACAUUGUUUGAGUUCAUUUUCAAGGGUUUCGAUGCCCUUGGCUACCUUGACCACGUCGAUUACACCAUUCUCCAGUCAACCAACCCUGAUUUCAACAAGGCGAUCGUCAGAGUCAACAUUCACCGCAACCACCGCCAAACCAUUCAGUACAUCCAGCCCCAGGACGCACAUGUCCUCGGACAAGCUGAGCUCUUGGUCAUCGAUGAGGCUGCCGCCAUUCCCCUGCCUCUGGUGCGGAAAUUGAUGGGACCUUACCUGAUCUUCAUGGCCUCCACUAUUAACGGUUACGAAGGAACCGGUCGUUCGCUCUCUCUGAAGUUGAUCCAGCAGCUUCGUGAGCAAUCUCGAGGCGGCAUUAAGUCUAACGACACCGAUGUGGCGGACCGUAGCACUGGUAAGACCGCAAAGAACUCGGACAAGAACCUCGGUGGCCGUUCUCUUAGAGAGAUUACUCUCGCAGAGCCGAUUCGUUACGCCCCUGGAGAUUCCGUCGAGAAGUGGUUGAACAAAGUCUUGUGCUUGGAUGCAACUCUCCCCAAGUCUCGUAUGAACACCCAAGGCUGCCCUCACCCGUCCAAGUGUCAGCUGCUCCAGGUCAACCGAGACACACUUUUCUCCUUCCACCCUGUUUCCGAGAAGUUUUUGCAACAGAUGAUGGCACUUUAUGUCGCUAGUCACUAUAAGAACACUCCCAACGAUCUUCAGCUCAUGAGUGACGCACCAGCUCACCAACUUUAUGUACUUGUCCCUCCAAUUGAGGAGGAUGCCGCGAAGCUUCCCGAGCCUCUUUGCGUUAUUCAAGUUGCUCUUGAAGGCCGAAUCAGCAGACAGAGCGUUCUUAACAGCCUCAGCCGUGGUCAGCGUGCCGGUGGUGACCUCAUCCCCUGGCUGGUCAGCCAACAGUUCCAAGAUGAAGACUUUGCCAGUCUCUCCGGAGCCCGAAUUGUUCGUAUUGCCACAAACCCCGAGUACGUUGGCAUGGGAUACGGUUCGCGCGCUAUGGAGCUUCUUGUUGAUUUCUUCGAGGGCAAGUUCACUAGCCUGGAUGAGACCAUGACUGCUCCUCAAGAAGAGAUGGUUCGGGUCACCGAUGAAGAGCUUGCCAACUCGAGCCUUUUGGAUGAUAACGUGCACGUCCGUGAUAUCCGCACCAUGCCUCCUCUGUUCGGUAAGCUCACGGAGCGCCGUCCCGAUGCUCUGGACUACGUUGGUGUCAGCUACGGUCUUACACCCACCCUCCACAAAUUCUGGAAGCGUACUUCUUUCCACCCAGUCUACCUGCGUCAAACUCCUAACGAGCUGACUGGAGAGCAUUCCUGUGUUAUGCUUCGCACUCUGGCCGCUGGUACCAAUGAUGCUAGCUGGUUGGGAUCUUUCUCCCGUGAUUUCCACCGUCGAUUCCUUGCUCUGCUCUCUUAUCAAUUCCGCCAAUUCCCCUCGGUGCUUUCCCUCAGCAUUUGUGAAUCUGCCAACGCCGGCGCUAAGCUUGACACAGCUGCCGUGCUGCGCAACUUGAAGAAGGCUGAUCUUGACGCCGCUUUCUCGCCCUUCGAUCUGAAGCGUCUUGAUAGCUACGCCAACAACCUCUUGGACUACCACGUCAUCUUGGAUAUGAUUCCUCUCAUCGCCGAGUACUACUUUGCCAACCGCUUGGCUGGCAAGGUGAGCCUCUCGGGUGUGCAGCAGUCCAUCCUUCUUGCUAUUGGUCUGCAGCGCAAGAGUCUGGAUGAUAUUGAGAAGGAGCUGAGCCUUCCCGCCCCUCAACUCCUUGCCAUGUUCCUCAAGAUCAUGCGUAAGGUUUCUACUCACUUCCGUGGUAUCGUUGAGGGUGCCGUGGCCGAGUCUAUGCCCGCAGAAAAGGCCCCUAUCGAGCCAGCGGGUGGUGCUCACGAUGAUGAUAUCAUCGAGGACCGCUACAAACCGCUGGAAACUGGCCUGGAUGAGGAACUUAAGGAAGGUGGCAAGCAGAUCGACGAUGAGAUGCGUGAGAAGCAGCGUGCGCUGAUUGAUUCUCUUCCCUUGGACAAAUACGCAAUUGAUAGCGGCUCUACAGCCUGGGAAGACGCCGAAAAGCAAAUCCGCACCGGCGGCGCUGCUACUGUCAGCGUGAAGUCUAAGCCUUCAAAGCGGAAGAAGAGCGGUGAGACCGCUCGUGAGAUCUUCGACAAGGAGGUCGAUGCCAAGAGGCAGAAGAUGAUCAAAAAGGGCACCGAGGGCCGCAAAAAAUAG
Penicillium verhagenii is the source of this 3192-nucleotide messenger RNA. Its product is annotated as ribosome biosynthesis protein KRE33. The record is from RefSeq and is a predicted model, not a curated record. Gene Ontology annotation, biological process: rRNA acetylation involved in maturation of SSU-rRNA. Gene Ontology annotation, molecular function: ATP binding; 18S rRNA cytidine N-acetyltransferase activity; tRNA binding. Bases 1 to 3192 code for a protein of 1063 amino acids. Lineage: Eukaryota; Fungi; Ascomycota; Eurotiomycetes; Eurotiales; Aspergillaceae. The transcript has 2 exons. Gene Ontology annotation, cellular component: nucleolus; 90S preribosome.